Aureobasidium pullulans EXF-150 is the source of this 934-nucleotide messenger RNA. Its product is annotated as Emopamil-binding protein. The record is from RefSeq and is a predicted model, not a curated record. Gene Ontology annotation, cellular component: endoplasmic reticulum; membrane. Gene Ontology annotation, biological process: sterol biosynthetic process. The coding region runs from base 69 to 815 and encodes 248 amino acids. NCBI's taxonomy places the organism in Eukaryota, Fungi, Ascomycota, Dothideomycetes, Dothideales, Saccotheciaceae. Gene Ontology annotation, molecular function: cholestenol delta-isomerase activity; C-8 sterol isomerase activity; steroid Delta-isomerase activity. The transcript is spliced from 4 exons.
UUCCAUUCGACUCUCGUCUCUGGUCUCUUUCCUUUUGCCAUCUGCUCAACAAGGCUUCUCUGUGUCCAAUGGCGGGCUCUGGGGACUCUACUAUAUCUUUACCUCUCCAGGCUUUGAUGAACAACAUGACUGGCUAUGAGGCCGCACACCCCUACUAUCCAUCAGAUGCAACCAUUGUCGGUUAUUCGGCCAAUGAAUCUACUGUUUUGUCGCUCUUGGGCUCUUUCGUAGCCGGAUGCGUUGCCAUCUUUGGGUUGACAUAUCUCGCUGUCAAAAAGGUGAAUCCAAGAUUGCCUACCUCUGAACUGCUCACGGUCAUGUGGUUUGUGCUGUGUGGAUGCAUACACUUGUUCUUUGAAGGCUAUUUUGCGUACAACAACGCGAAUUUGGGAGGGUUGCAGACUUUCUUCGGGCAGCUGUGGAAGGAGUACGCAUUGUCGGACUCGAGAUACUUGACACAAAAUACAUUUGUCUUCUGUGUUGAGGCUAUGACUGCUGUACUUUGGGGCCCAUUGAGCUUUGUAGUUGCGGUGCUGAUUGCAAUCGAUCAUCCAUUGAGGCACCCAUUGCAAGCGGCAGUGAGUCUUGGGCAAUGCUAUGGUGACAUGCUGUACUAUGCAACCAGUAUGGCAGAUCACUACUACCUAGGCAUCGAGUAUUCGCGACCAGAGGCGUACUACUUCUGGGGAUACUACUUUGGUGCCAACUUUUUCUGGAUUGUGAUACCUGGUGUACUCUUAUACAAUAGUAUCAGGACCAGCGCGGACGCCAUUCGACAAGUCCAGGCGUCUCAAGACUCGAAAAAGACCAUCUAAGGCGAUUAAUAGAAUGCGAGGGAGUGUGUGUCGAUAGAGAGAAUGAGCUAAUGUGUAGUUGCAUAUAUUUAAUCAGAUCAAAGCUGGACUGUCGACCUUUUAGAUACGCACAGACAUUU